Prorocentrum cordatum is the source of this 1086-nucleotide messenger RNA. The record is from the annotation of a GenBank genome assembly. NCBI's taxonomy places the organism in Eukaryota, Dinophyceae, Prorocentrales, Prorocentraceae.
AUGUGCCUUGCAUUAGGCACGGCGCCGCGGCCAUUGCGAUGGGGUCGCAAGGACAGGGCUGCGCGGGCGAGCUGCAUCAAGGACUUCGUCAAACGUCCCGAGAAGUUCGUGAUUGACAAGCUGCGCAGAGAGAACAGCUCGCCGAAGUGGGAGGGGGCGACGUGCCCUCACUGCGGCGAGGGCGUCUUGGGGCCUCUGAAGGACCACGGGGAGAAGAAGGGCGGGCGGGGGCACCGUUGCAGCCGCAGUUUGUGCAAUCGCCGCAUGACGCCGCGCUCCUUCCACCGCAUCUUCAGCAAGGGCACGGUCCAGUCCUUCUCAACCCUUGCAGACCAGGCCGCCAUUCUCUUCUGCGCGGUCGCAGGCUGUCCGCAAACGACCACGCGCCUCUUGGCGCAGAGGAACCACAAGGCCGUCGAGAGCAUCUACGGCUCGCUCCACGGCGCGCAGUGGGCAGACGUCGAGGCAGACGAGGUGGACUUGGGGAAGAUGGAGGAUCCCGCCGCUGGGCCCCGCACUGCGACGCCAGUGAUUUGGGAGCAGCGGGGCGGGAUCGUACAACGUGGCGCCCCCGAGUCUCUUGUGCUGUUCCGCCUCCAGCCGAAGAAGACCAAGCGUCGGGCUCCUGGCCCUGGCCCUAUCCGCAAGGCGGGUUGGGCGCCUCUCUCGAAGAAGUGGCUGAAGAACAGGAACGUGAUCUUCCACACGGACGGCGCGCGGUCUUACAAGCUGAAGGAGCAGGGCGUCGUCCACGACUGGGUCGUUCACAAAAAGAAGAAGGCCAAGGUCAAGGGCAAGUGGAUGUGGCUCAAGCCGUCGCACAGCCAGAAGCGGUACCACGACGUCCCCGACCCGAUGAAGGCUGGCGCCAAGAAGCGGAUCUGGGUCAAGACUGGCACGCAGAUCAUCGACGGCGUGUGGCGCGAGCUCCGCCGCUUCGUCGGCAAGACCAAGGCCGUCGGCUCGGCGCACCUCAUGCAAAAGGCCCGCAGCUUCCAGUGGGCGCACUGGAACCGCGGCAAGGACCUCUGGCACGAGACGGGCGCCAUGCUGCAGGAGGCCUGGGCCAAGAAACGCGGCUGGUGA